CAGCGCGGGUAUAUACCAGUGGGCCGAGAGAAGCGCGAAGGGAAGGCGGGCCACGGAGGGAGGGAGACCAAGAAACACUCGCACGCGCACGCACACGCACACAGAGCCACCGCUGCCUCCUGAGCCGCUGGGAGAGAGGAAGGAAGAGAGAAAACGUGAUAAUAAUUGUGAUAAAUAACUAUGAGAGAGAAAAAAUCCCACUUGCCAGGAAAGAGAUGAAACAAGCGGUGGGGAUUAAGCCCACGGAGGGAGGUGCUCAGUGAAUGGGUGACGACGCUGUUCAAGGCGUUUAGUGCGAGUAAUUGCUUCGCUUUGGGAAGAAAAUUACUGUGGGAACACCAGCACCGGCGCCGCCACAAAGAUCCCAGGAGCAGCGGUGCAAAUGCUACGAUGCCUUGAAAAAAGGAGAUGAAAGAUAAAAUGAAUUCUUUUCAUAACCAGCUGAAAACGGUGCGUGGGAAAGGCGAGGGUGUUCGUGAAGCGAGUGUGCAGCGGCUGUGAAGGUGAAGGUGGUGUGCGGUGCUGUGAAGCAAGCUGUGGUGGUGAUUGGUGGUGGUGGUAAAGGUGCUAGUGGUGGUGGUGACGCAGACUCAAGUGUGAUAACGUUCCUAGUACACACGAUACAAGGCCGCCAUCUGCGCUGUGUCAGUGAGAGAAACCGCUGACGAAAGAGAGGGAGCGCGCCCUGCUGCUACUUAGUGGUACCCACACUGAGCGUCGCGCACCUGUUUGACACCUGCCGUGCCCCUCACCUCGCAUCACGCACGGCGCCACCUCGCCGCCACGCGCGAACCUAGAAGUGUGAAGAAGUUUUUCUGACGCAUCUGUGAUCACUUGUGAGAAAAAUAGUAUUCUCAUUAGCUUAAGAAAGUCAGAAGAUAUUUACGAGCGUAGUAUGCACGUUUAUGUUUGACGAGGCGAUGCUAAUUAGUAUUAAAGCGUACUAGAUUUUAUGUUAGAGUGUAAAUACUGUAGCGUGUCCUGCAUGUUAUUGUUAUGAGUGCACGUUAAGCGGGUUUAUUAACGAAGGUGUAAAACAAAGCCGCACUUGGCAAGGGUCAGCAUUUCAUCGCAGUCUCCGCGUCGUGUGUUGUGGUCCAUUAGUGAGGCAGUUUGGGAGUACACCUCUCCGCCUCAUCUGUAGCCACCAGUCUUCCAAGGAGACCCCGGAAGUAGGGCAGUUGCUUGUUAUAUCAUUACUUCACAGCCGCCGCCAUGCCUAUCUCACCUUACUACGCCCAGAAUGGCUACGGCACCAGGAGCUACGUCAGGAGCAACAGCAGCAGCAACCUGGCGGGCAUGGGCACUUACUACAGCCCCGUGGAGAGUAAAGUGAUAGCCUCUGAUCAUGCAGCCGACUAUUUCAGGUCAAAAUACAUCAUACCUGAGGAUGGGCCUGUCAAGUCGUACCUGCAGCCGAGGUACAACGCACCGUCCCGCAGCAACUUGCAGCUCAGGCGAAUGGACUCGUCAGACAAUUUAUAUGAGAGGAGAAAUCCGCUACAAGAAAACAGACUCCAGAAGUCCACCUCAACAUCCAGUUUCCUGACAGGCAACACGCCCAGUUACUUGAAAAGCAGCAAUUCUAGUGAUAGCUUCGGCCGCUCGUAUCCUUACUCGCCCACAAAACCCCGCGCCUUCACCUCCAAUCUGCCCUCGCCCUCGGAGACACAGCCGUCCAGGCCCAUGGGUCGAUGUGGCGGGGAGUCUAGCUACGCGCGUGCCUAUCUGGCAAACAUAAACAGAGGGCGAGGGGACAGACCGCGAGAGAUCGACACUCGGGACAUUAACACCUCUGUGCCACGGACGCCCAAGUGGCUGAAGGCGAACAAGUCAGAGGAUGACGGAGGCAACAUUUCCAGAAAUCGGCAGGUGGUCAGGCUCACCAUCAAGCGAGAGAAGCCUGAGCCCCAAGAUCCCUUUACCAUCAAGAACAAGACGCUGCAGACAAUCGCCCAGAGACUCAUUGACAAGUACCAGGUCCCGGAAAAGAAACCUGAUCCACCCCCGGAACCCAGAAAGAGACCCUUUUAUCUCGGCGAAAUUCCACCGCAAGUGGAAAGGUCGCGUGAGGUCCCAUCACCUGUCAUCUCAAAGCCGCUCCUGCCCAGCUCCGCUUCCGCCCCGGUAACCCCAGUCACCGGUGUCCCGCCUCACCACCGCUGCCACCCAAGGUCUCCUCCAAUCUUCCCAGAGGUUCCAGCAGUGGUGAAGAGAGAGCCAAAACCACCAAUUCCCGUCGUGGGAGACAAAAAGGAAGAAGACAUGUCGUUAAUAUUGCAGCGAGCCACGGAGAACGCCGAGACCAAUAAGGAACUGGAGAGCUGGGCGGAGGUGAAGGAUGCCAUUGUCGCCGCCGUGCUGCAUCCAGAUGUUGAUAUCGAAUCUGAUGAAGAGAUAAACAAAUUAAUUGAGGGGGAGAAGCCACCGAGUCCAGCCCCAGCUGAGGUGCCUGAACCAGUCAAGGUGAGGGUGGAGGAGCCAAGGCGCGACUCGAUGGACAAAGGUCUGGCAAUUGUGGGACAGCUAAAGAGGUUCGUUCAGAGGCAAGAGUCCACCAAACGUAGCACUAAGAGGUCAUCAAAGAAACACUCUAGAGGUUCUAAGAAAUCCAAGAAGUCUGUGGAGGAAGCUACAGGUCCGCCCGAUGAUGACCCAAUCGCUCCUAAGACAACAGAGUCCAGUCAAGCACAAAACACUCUGCCUCCAAGGCCCGCCUUUGAGAAGAAACAAAAGAAAAAGGAAUCGGGGACAAAUGGCUCCGCUGUUGAAAGGAUUGAGGAAAGCAGACCCGCAGGAAAUACAACGAGUGUUGGGAAGGAGGAGGACACCAACGCUCACAAGGGGAACAAGACGACUGCAAAAAAGGAGAGUUCUAUUCUCUCACCCAGUCUCGUCCUCGGAAACGAAGCGACACAAGGCGACGAGACGACAAAAGGAAUCAGCGGAAACACGGGGCAAUGCCAGAAGACAUCAGGAAAGUCCGGGAAUGCUUGCGACAAAAAGGAGAAUUCGCAGGACACUUCACUUCUGAAGACAAAGAGUAAAGAUGCACCUCCUUCCGUCUUAUCGCCUGACCUCGUCUUGGGCUCCUCGCAUCAGGAAGGCGUCACCGAAGACUCGUUAUCGAGCAAUGACAACACAGAGGCACAGCAUAAACAGACUAAAGCCGAGAAGAACACCAUGAAGCAAGAUGUAAAGGAAGAAACGAAAGAUGUUCCUGGCACUAAAAUACCAAAAAUCAAGAAGAAAAUGAAGACGUCGGCGGCAGCAGUGAAGGAGGUGAGUGGGGACGCCCUCAGGCCGAGUGCCACUCGAGCAGCUCCUCCAUCAGACCUCCACCUCACGAGCCCAGCUCCUGCUUCUCCAGCAGAGCGCUCCCCGACCCAAGAUGUUCCAAGAGAAACGCACAAAAAGCAGAGUCGCGACACACCUGUCCUGGCACGCACCGCCGACACUCAGCCUUCCGAUCGCCAAAUGGAGUCGCCAUCCGCUCUCGAAACCCUAAAGUCCAUCAUGAGGGAAGAAGUGGAGUGCGCUGCUGCCAAAGAUUCUCCAACUGGCGGUAAAACGAAGCAGGUAAUGGGGGGGAACUCCACCAGAGACGCCGCGACUGACUUAGAGACAAGCAGGGUCAGAGCGUCGUGCCUCACCCAAGGACAUAAAAAUGAGAAAGCUGUCAAAGUGGAGAGCUCGGAGCAUCUUGAAGCGGCCGAGAAGGGUCUUGACGCACGGAAGUUGAACUCGUCAGCUUCCAAACAGGAGUUGGGAGAGAAAACUGCACAUGGAGGCAAGAAGGAACUAAAAACAUUGAAAGAACGAAAAGAAACUGAAAAUAAUAAAGCCAAGGAUCUAAGCGAAAGUACUCAAACAGAAGCGGGGAUCGAUCGAGACCAGAAAGUUGAUGGAAUAAAGUCUGCGAUACCGAGGUGGAAAAUAAAAGAUAUGAAAACAGAGAAUGAAGAAUCUAGCGAGGUGAAGUCCAAGGAUAAUGAUAAACACGUGCCUGAAAAAGACAAUAUCACGUAUCACCAAGGGUGUGAAAUAAAAAGCAUCCAGGAGAACAAGGAUGAAAGUAAAGAAAAAGCUGCAAGCAGCAAUCAAGACUCGUCCAGAAUCACACUGGCAAUCCAGGAAGAAAAGCACGGCGGCGAGAGUGAUAAUAAGGGCCAGGCAGCAGACAGGAGCGAGGGGGAGAGAGAUAAGGAGGACGUCAUGAGCUUAAAGGGGAACGCAAAGCCGACCCAGGCUGUGAGCGAGGACGCAGGUCCCGAGGGAGGCGCACCGCCCAACACAUUACCGGUGAAGAGAGUCCUGAAAAGGCCUCGUCAGGUCGCACCGCCUCCUGAGUCAGAGAAGGACACGGCUAAUGAGCUCCUCAAGGCCCGGAACAUUCUGAAGCGACCCGUGAAGCCUGGCACGGCGGCGCCCACGGAGACUGGCAAAGAAAACGCUGCAAAUGUGACAGAGAUAACGACAAGACCGGCCUGGAAAAAGCCGAUUCCUCAAUUAGCUCCGUCCGGGCAAGGCGACCAAAUUGCCCCUUCUAAAAACGUCCUCAAGAGGCAAGGAAAGCCGAAGGAGGAGGAUAAAGUUGAAAAGCAAGCAGAGACGCCUUCAGAAGUUAAAGUCAAGAAACUCGGAAAGAAGGCGCCGGCUGGCACCUCCGCGGACACAGCGGCCAAUGAAGGCAGCGAGGGCGACCAGGAAAUUCGGAGCCGCGUCGUUAAGAAGCAAAGGCCAACUUAUUCCAGGUCAGCCUCCUCCUCCUCAUCCUCCGGGGACGAGCAAGGCAGCACCGUCAGGAAAAAAGCAGAAAAACCGAAAAGAAUUACAAAGCCAAUAUCGGCUACCAAGAAGACCCCGAGCCCCAAGGCUGAAUCUGGAAGUCCACACGCGCCUGGAACAUCCACACAUCCAGACACGCUCGAGGGGUCUGUCCCUCCACCUCCCCCAAAAGCGCCCAUGCUAAAGAAGACAGAAGCACAACAGACUGGGAGCGAAGCGGCCGCCGGGGACAAGCAGGAGCACCGCGAAGGGGGAGCGGCCACCUUAGUGGCACAAGUGGCCGAGAAAUCGACAAGUGGGCUGGAGAAAAAGGCAGGGCCGGAAGUGAGUCCGGCGGGUGCCACGGAGGUGCAGGCAGGGAAGAGGGAGGCACAGGUCAGCACGAAAAGGGAGGCAGCAAUACAAGAGGUCGCGGUGGGGGUGUCCCAACAAUCAGCUGAUUCUGGGUAUGGGUCAAGUCCCAGCACGCCCCUGCCCACGAUCACACCCACGCCCUCCCCAGCCGCCCCGCCCAUCGAGGACGUGGAGGAGAAGUGUCCCGUGUGCGGGACCAACUGCCACAAGAAGUGCGAGAAGCAGAUGCCUAACCUGUGCGGCGUCAACCAGAAGCUGCUGGCAGAGGCGCUCUCCUCCGUCAAGAAGGGAGGCAGCGCAGACGGCACCACUAAAACGGCCGGCACGCCCCCGAAAGCCUGCUCCUCCUCCACGUCCAUGUCGGAGGCGGAAAGCACCGAGGAGGAGACGGAAUCCACAGACACAGAUUAUGACUUCUUCGGGCCGCCGGAGAUCAGACCGCCUCUCCAGUCGUGCCCCAAGUAUAGAAAGUACAACGUUGAUGACUUCGAGUUUAUUAAGGUCCUCGGCAAGGGCAGCUACGGGAAGGUGAUGCUGGCCAAACAGGCGGGCACCGAGAACUACUUCGCUGUCAAGUGCCUCAAGAAAGACGUGGUGCUGGAGGACAACGACGUGGAGUGCACCUUGAUCGAGCGUAAGGUGCUGAGUCUCGGCACCAAACACCCGUACCUGUGUCACCUCUUCUGCACUUUCCAGACCCCGAGUCACCUCUUCUUCGUGAUGGAGUACCUAACGGGUGGCGACCUCAUGUUCCACAUCCAGCACUGCGGCCGCUUUGAUGAGUUCAGGGCGUGUUUCUACGGCGCCGAGAUUACCUCUGGACUCAAGUUCUUGCAUGGCAAAGGCAUCAUCUACAGAGACCUCAAGCUGGACAACAUUCUGCUGGACUACCAAGGGCACAUCAGAAUCGCGGACUUCGGCAUGUGCAAGCUACAAGUUUAUCUCGACAGGUACGCCGACACUUUCUGCGGCACCCCGGACUACAUGGCGCCGGAGGUGAUCAAGGGGCAACACUACAACCAAUGUGUGGACUGGUGGAGCUUCGGCGUGCUGCUGUACGAGAUGCUGACAGGCAAGUCUCCGUUCAAGGGCUGCGACGAGGACCACCUCUUCUGGCUCAUCUGUAACGACGAGCCCUUCUUCCCUAAGUUCCUCUCCAAGGAAGCCACGUCCAUACUGAAGCAGCUUCUUGACAAGGACUCCACUCGGCGGCUCGGCAUCCCCUUCAGCCCCUACGGCGAGAUCACGGUGCACCCAUUCUUCAAGUACAUCGACUGGAACAAGAUUGAGAGGAAGGAGGUGGAGACGCCCUACAAACCAAGACUGCGCCACAUCCUGGACGUGCAGUACUUCGACCCUCUGUUCACCAAGCGGCAGGCUGGCAUCACGCCCAUCGACGAAAGCAUCUUGGCCACCAUGGACCAAAAACCCUUCAAGGACUUCUCCUACACAAACCCUAAUAUCACGGACUGAGCCCCGAGCCAGCACGCGAGCGGCGGCCGGCGCGGGACUCGAUGCGCAAAAAUCUUCUCAAACUGGAGCAGAUCUGACCGAGAUAAUCGAGGCGGAGUGACCGUUUCAGCCAGUCCUCGGAGGUGCAACAUGUCACCUGGGAAGACGAGUAAUUGAUUAAAACUAGUGACUCCCGCCGCACAGUCACAGCACCUGCAGGCACAAGCGCCUCCCUCUUCCUGGUCCACGCCCACGGCGGUGCUGCUGCUGCCUACACACAUCCUGCCUCCCGCCCACCCACCGCUCCGAGCUGCUCUAUUCUUCGGAGAAAUAGAACGGAAGGGGAUGGGUCCGCUCCGCUGCCAUUCCCGGACGUACAGGAUCAUCUUUUACGUCACGAGGCAAACUGGCAAAACAAGGCUGCACACCCUCCCGAAGAAGGAAAAUCUGGUUGCUUUUUGCCGGCGAUCUCAUCCUUACCGGCAGCAUGAGGCAGAGUGUUCCUGUGAUGUAAGAAAAGAAUCAAUCUCUUGGACUCAUCGGAUCGAAGGAAGAGACUCAUCUAGCUCAGAUUCAGACUUCAUGUGCAGCUGAUGGCGCUAUGUAGCACACUCAAAGUAAUAAAACUAAGUGAAGCUCUUCCUCGUGUGGCUGCGGGGAGGCACUCACUGUAUCAGCUGUCGUGCAUGUGUCGCCCUGUCAGGUGAUGGAGCUGUCACUCUCAGUCGCCCACACGCACAGACACAAGCGGGCUGGCAGGUGCUGAGGGGCUAGGAGGACUCUGAUCUGAGAGCCGUGUGAUGCUGAUGUGAGUCUGCGGCGGUGCAGGUUGCGGUGCACUGACGGUUUUCUCUUUCUGUCUGUCCUGCGCUUUUUCCUUUCUAAAGCAUCACUGAUUCUUUUUUUCUCACCCUCGCUGCGAAAAAGUGAGGAUGUCUGGGAAUUCUGGCGGGUUUUUCGACGGGACUUAGUGCGCGGAGCGAGAGCCAGGAUUGAGAAGUUAAAUGGAAUAGCGGGGUGUCGGUGGAGAGUCGUUUUGCCUCCGUUUUUACGAUGCACCACUCGAAAUUUGUCUGUGGUCAUAUUCCAUUUCUCGGUCGGGAUUCAGAAGUGUUUGUGGGGAGCCUCUGAUGGUCGCUGUGGGACGUGCAGAGGAAGGCACGAUGGCGAAUCUUUAUUUUUCAGCUUCAUUGUCCAUAGGUGAAUCUGAGGGAGAUAUAGAUAUUUUUGCAUAACAAGACGAGCUCCUCUCCUUAUCUUAUCAGUUGGUUUCGCGCUGUAGUGAGAGGAGAGGAAGGCGGCGAUGGUGAGGGAUCGUCCUGGGGCAGCAUACUGGCUCGAGGGGUGAUUACAUAAAGACACCACGGGGACACCACAGAGACGCCAAGGGGCACCAUGACAGAUGUACCCAUCCAUCCAAUCGUAAUGAAAUCACUGUUUUCGUUCUCAAACAAACAAUGGUGCGCCACGUGUAGGCGCUCGUGUCAUACAGGUACUACAGGUCAGGCGAUACACUGGGAAAGGGAUGAAGACAGCCUUUCUUUGGGAGUCUUGUCAUUUGUAAGAACGCAGCCAGAUACGCAGAUCUCUUUCCUCCUUCCUGCCAUCUCCCUUUAUCAUUCAUCCCUCUCCCUGUGCCAUCUCCCCCUCUUCCCAUGCCAUCCCUCCCUCUCCGUCGCCUUCCGUACCCUCCGCCAGUCUCAUUCGUUCUUAUCUUGAUCCCGACCAAGUGAGCAGCGGGCUGCGGAGAUCGUAAACAUUGUCUUGGUAAGUUUUGCUCUACCUUAAUACGUAUCUUGUUUCGAUAGACUAUGAAGACAAUCUGUGGUGGUGAUAUUUUUUGCAUAAUUCUAUUAGAUUUUUUUUUUCUCCUCUGUGAAAGGCCCGGGACCACGUCUUGACUUCUGUGUCGUCAGGCUUGGGUCCGCUGUAGAGAUAUAGAUUAUGUAAUACUGAAUAGCAAUACAUUUUCUUGAUAA
This is a messenger RNA of Portunus trituberculatus (swimming crab), 8573 nucleotides long. RefSeq names its product proteoglycan 4-like. Gene Ontology annotation, molecular function: ATP binding; protein serine/threonine kinase activity. Gene Ontology annotation, biological process: peptidyl-serine phosphorylation; intracellular signal transduction. The record is from RefSeq and is a predicted model, not a curated record. Lineage: Eukaryota; Metazoa; Arthropoda; Malacostraca; Decapoda; Portunidae.